Messenger RNA from Microcebus murinus (gray mouse lemur), 4234 nucleotides. RefSeq names its product zinc finger protein 711-like. The record is from RefSeq and is a predicted model, not a curated record. NCBI's taxonomy places the organism in Eukaryota, Metazoa, Chordata, Mammalia, Primates, Cheirogaleidae. Gene Ontology annotation, cellular component: nucleus. Gene Ontology annotation, biological process: regulation of DNA-templated transcription. Gene Ontology annotation, molecular function: RNA polymerase II cis-regulatory region sequence-specific DNA binding; DNA-binding transcription factor activity, RNA polymerase II-specific; metal ion binding.
GUCAUAGUCUGACUGGCGGCGGCCGCCGCAGGUAAAGAGAACAUUUUCCCAAAGAAAAUAACAUAGUUCAGAAGGAAAAAUAAAAAGACAUUGCUGCAGAUUUUACUUUGCAAUAUGUAAAAAUAUCUACAGUUUCUUUGAGACACUGAUAUAAAGGUAGCAGUCAUGUUUCAUGAGUCCUCAAAACUGUGAGACGAGAGAAUGUAGUAGAGUGAGGCCAGAAGUUCUUACUGGUUCAAAGAACUCCAGGGAAACUGGGAUAGAACAUUUUACGUUAUAAGUAGAACACCAGGAACCAGAGGUGAAUACACGUUUAUCUGCAGAGCUUCGCUGCAGAGCUGAACUGGGUCUGGAAGAAAUGGAUGAGAACCACUGGAUGAAAUUCACUAAUACUAGACAUCUGAGUCCUCUAAUAUUUGUGAAUGAACUUUGCUAAGUAUGGAUUCAGGUGGUGGAAGUCUUGGAUUACACACGUCAGACUCUAGAAUGGCCCAUACCAUGAUUAUGCAGGAUUUUGUGGCUGGAAUGGCUGGUACUGCGCAUAUCGAUGGAGAUCAUAUUGUUGUUUCAGUUCCUGAAGCUGUAUUAGUUUCUGAUGUUGUCACAGAUGAUGGGAUAACUCUUGAUCAUGGCCUUGCAGCUGAGGUUGUCCAUGGUCCUGAUAUCAUCGCAGAGACUGAUGUAGUAACAGAAGGUGUGAUUGUCCCUGAAGCUGUACUUGAAGCUGAUGUUGCCAUUGAAGAAGACUUAGAGGAAGAUGAUGGUGAUCAUAUCUUGACUUCUGAACUAAUUACAGAAACCGUUAGGGUACCUGAGCAGGUUUUUGUGGCUGACCUUGUUACUGGUCCUGAUGGACACUUGGAACAUGUGGUCCAAGAUUGUGUGUCAGGAGUUGACUCUCCCACAAGGGUAUCAGAGGAGGUUCUUGUAACUAAUUCAGAUACAGAAACUGUGAUUCAAGCAGCUGGUGGCGUUCCUGGUUCUACAGUUACUAUAAAAACCGAAGAUGAUGAUGAUGAUGACGUCAAGAGCACUUCUGAAGACUAUUUAAUGAUAUCUUUGGAUGAUGUUGGAGAGAAAUUAGAGCAUAUGGGGAACACAUCAUUAAAAAUCGGCAGUGAUGGUUCACAAGAAGAUGUUAAAGAAGAUGGAUUUGGUUCAGAAGUAAUAAAAGUAUAUAUAUUUAAAGCAGAGGCUGAAGAUGAUGUUGAGAUAGGUGGAACAGAAAUUGUCACAGAGAGCGAGUAUACCAGUGGGCAUUCUGUAGCUGGAGUGCUUGACCAGAGCUGAAUGCAGCGGGAGAAGAUGGUUUACAUGGCAGUUAAAGAUUCUUCCCAAGAAGAAGAUGAUAUAAGAGAUGAAAGAAGAGUUUCUCGAAGGUAUGAAGAUUGUCAAGCAUCAGGAAAUACUUUGGAUUCAACAUUAGAAAAUAGAAGUAGUACAGCAGCCCAGUACCUUCAAAUUUGUGAUAGCAUUAAUACAAAUAAAGUACUUAAACAAAAAGCCAAGAAAAGGAGAAGGGGAGAAACCAGGCAGUGGCAAACAGCUGUUAUAAUAGGUCCUGAUGGACAGCCCCUGACAGUGUACCCUUGCCAUAUUUGCACAAAAAAGUUUAAAUCCAGGGGAUUCUUAAAAAGACACAUGAAGAAUCAUCCUGAUCAUUUGAUGAGAAAAAAAUAUCAGUGUACAGAUUGUGACUUUACAACUAACAAGAAAGUGAGUUUUCAUAACCACUUAGAAAGCCAUAAGCUUAUAAACAAAGUUGACAAAACCCAUGAAUUUACAGAAUACACACGGAGAUACAGAGAGGCUAGUCCACUGAGUUCGAAUAAACUUAUCUUAAGAGACAAGGAGCCGAAGAUGCACAAGUGCAAAUACUGUGACUAUGAAACUGCAGAACAAGGACUAUUGAAUAGACAUUUGUUGGCUGUUCACAGCAAGAAUUUUCCUCAUGUUUGUGUUGAGUGUGGGAAGGGUUUUCGACAUCCUUCUGAACUCAAGAAACAUAUGAGAACCCAUACUGGUGAGAAGCCAUAUCAGUGUCAGUAUUGUGUCUUCAGGUGUGCAGAUCAGUCAAAUCUGAAAACUCACAUUAAGUCUAAGCAUGGUAACAAUUUGCCAUAUAAAUGUGAGCACUGUCCCCAAGCAUUUGGUGAUGAGAGGGAGCUUCAGCGCCAUCUGGAUUUGUUUCAAGGACACAAGACACACCAGUGUCCUCAUUGUGACCACAAGAGCACCAAUUCAAGUGACCUUAAGUGGCACAUCAUAUCUGUCCAUACUAAGGAUUUUCCUCACAAAUGUGAGGUCUGUGAUAAAGGUUUCCAUCGGCCUUCUGAGCUCAAAAAGCAUAGUGAUAUCUAUAAGGGUAGGAAGAUUCAUCAGUGUAGGCACUGUGACUUUAAAACAUCAGAUCCAUUUAUUCUUAGUGGCCAUAUCCUUUCAGUUCAUACUAAGGAUCAGUCAUUGAAGUGUAAAAGGUGCAAGAGAGGAUUCAGGCAACAAAAUGAGCUCAAAAAGCAUAUGAAGACCCAUACUGGAAGGAAGAUUUACCAAUGUGAGUAUUGUGAAUACAGCACUACAGAUGCAUCUGGCUUUAAACGACAUGUGAUAUCAAUACAUACAAAAGACUAUCCACACAGAUGUGAAUUCUGCAAGAAGGGAUUCCGAAGACCAUCAGAAAAAAAUCAGCAUAUUAUGAGGCACCACAAGGAGGCUCUUAUGUAAUAAGAUCAAUAUAAAGAAAGAAGUUAUUUACAAAAUAUGAUAUGCUACAUGGGAGAAAAAUCUCACUAACUUUCAUCUGGUUUCAAAGCUUGAUAUUAAAUCAUAACUUUACAUUCUUUGUAUUAAAGAUCUUAAAACAUUUGAAUUAACAGGGGAUCUCAUAGCCCUUUGAAAAUUUCUUAAAUAAUUUAAGAAGCACCAUAGAAUGGUCACAGAAAAACUUCUUAAGUGUCUAUUUAAUAGUAUUAAAACUACAGAGGGGAAAAGCAAAGACAAAUACUUGAUUUGGCUGAUCAUACUACAGUCAAAUGUUUCUGAAAAGAAUACAUAAUUGAGUUUAACAAUGCUUUGCAAUAGCAAGCAAGCCUCACUUUUAAGAAAUUUUAGAAAUUGGGUGGGGAAAUAAAAUGCAGUCAUCCAUCAGUCACUUAUUCAUUGAGAUUUUUAUAUUGUACCUGGAAAUUGAAUUCCAGAAAUGAAAAAAGUUUUGUGUAUUCAUUAAAAGAAAAUUCACUAGAAAACAGGUUAGAUUAAUUCAGUACUAUUAAAAAAAUUUCAAAGCUGCUAAUAUCUUAUCACAGGAUAGGAUGUUUAAAAUAUAGCAUUCUGUGCUGAAGUCUAAGGUAAAGUAUAAGGAUUAAAAUUCCCUUUUUUGGAUGUUCAAGUUGAUUGUUGUUCAGUAUGGCAUAUAUAAAAAAUAUAUUUGAGUCAAAUGUGGCUUUCUAAAAUGGAUGCAGCAGUAGUGUUGCAAACAAAAUCAGCACUAUAUUUCUUAAUGAUCUAAAGAUUAAAUUGAGAGAACACAGUUUUCUUAAGUAUUAUAAUGUCUAGAGGGUUUUUUAGGACAGUCUUAGCAAGUAUGAUUGUUCUAGUCUUACUUGCUCUAAUGUUUAAAGGUGCAAUUUUAUGCCAUUAUUGAAACUUUUGAUUUUUAAAAUCGAUAUACCAUAUUAUUAACAUGCAUUUUUAAUAUGAGGCAGUAUUUAUGCAGUAUUUAACAUAACAAUAUACUGCCAAUAGAGUUCGGAGGUGGAUAUUCAGUUUACAGUGUAUAAAUUUAAAAUAUGCAUCCCUUUAACAACGCUUUGUGUUAGCAUGCUGCAAAUCAAAAUGGCGCUUAAUAUUAAAAGCUGGUUUAGGGAAAUUUAAUGAAAAUCCUGUUCAUAAAUGUAAUGCAUAUGAUGUGUACUUUUAAGUUUUAGUUGUUUCAUGUUUACAUUCAGCUGUUCAACAUAAUUAAAAUGUAAUUUUACUUCAUGCUAUAUUGUGGCUUUGUGUUUCAAAUGUUCACCUUUCUGUUUUUGCACCAGAUAAGAAUCCAUUCCUUGAGAAUAAAUUUUUUAUCUUUCUUAACUUCAGAAUAUUAACUUUGGAAAAUCUACUAAAAUUGUGUGUUAUGUGGCUGUAAAUGAUGUACACGCUGUAAAAUAAGAUCGUCACUGUUAUGUGGGAUUAUUAUUUCUAAAUGUUACUCAUUGAAAUGAGCAUACAAUAAAAAGCAUUUGUUGCA